AUGGCGAAUUUUAAGAAGAAAUUUUGCCAGCAAUGGCUCGUUCUUGUUUUGUUUCUUCCUUUAUCAAGUGUUUUAUGUUUCAGUGAGUUGUCCUUCAUCACAGAGCCCAGUGAUGUGACUGUUCUACCAAAGGACUCUGCUGUGUUGGACUGCCAGGCUCAUGGGCAGCCUCCAGUCACCAUCAAGUGGCUAAAGAAUGGAGUUAGGUUGGCAGAAAGUGAGCACAUCCAGUUUCUGCCCAACGGCUCCUUGUACAUACCAAAGAUCAAGCAUACCAAGGGGGAUUCAGACCAAGGAUUCUACCAGUGCCUCUCCCAGAACAAAUAUGGAGCUAUCCUAAGCCAAAGAUCACAUCUGACUAUCACAAGUAUCUCUGAGUUUUUGUUGCACCCUGUGCCUGCUGUGGUGACUGAGGGUUCUGUGGCACGAUUCUCCUGUGCUGUCACCUCCAGCCCUCUUGCCACCAUCACCUGGGAAUUAAACCAAAGCACACUGCCUCUGCAGACAGACAGAAUAACGGUUUUGCCUAACGGAGUCCUUCAGAUUCACAAUGUACAAAUGGAAGAUGCUGGACAGUACCGAUGUGUGGCAACUAACAUCGGUAGCCGCUUAAAGAGUAGAGAGGCCACACUGACAGUCAACCAAGAUGCUGGCCCUAAACCCCGUCAGAGGCCGAGAAUCAUUGCUGGACCUCAGAAUGUAACAGUUUCCCUUCACCAAACUGUGGUCCUGGAGUGUGUGGCCACAGGAAAUCCUUGGCCCAUCAUCUCCUGGAGCCGUGCUGACAGCAAACCCAUAGAUGUGUACAAUGCCAAAGUACUGGGCAAUGGAAACCUGGUCAUUACUGAUGUCAGUUCCAAGCACAGUGGAAUCUACCUCUGCAGGGCCACCACCCCUGGAACCCGCAACCACACUACUGCUGCAGCCAACCUCACAGUUCUAGUGCCACCAACCAUUGUUGAGAGGCCUGAGAGCCAGACCCGUCCAAGAGCAGGCACUGCCCGAUUUAUGUGCCAAGCAGAGGGAGUGCCUUCACCACGCAUCAGCUGGCUAAAGAAUGGAGAAGAGGUUCACUUAAAUGGGAGGAUUAAGAUGUACAACAGUAAAUUGGUGAUUACCCAGAUCAUCCCUGAGGAUGAUGCCAUCUACCAAUGCAUGGCAGAGAAUGAACAGGGUUCUGUGCUGUCCUUGGCACGCCUUAUUGUUGUCAUGUCCGAGGACAGGCCCAGCGCCCCAAGAAACAUCCAUGCUGAAACCAUCUCAAGCUCUGCUAUCUUAUUGGCCUGGGAGAGGCCUCUCUACAAUGCAGACAAAGUCAUUGCCUACUCCAUCCAUUAUAUGAAGGCUGAAGGUCUAAACAAUGAAGAAUACCAAGUUGUGAUUGGCAACGACACAACCAGUUAUAUCAUUGAUGACCUUGAGCCAGCUCGAAACUACAGCUUUUACAUUGUGGCCUACAUGCCAAUGGGAGCCAGUCGUAUGUCAGACCAAGUCAGUCAACAUACCCUGGAGGAUGUGCCUCUGCGCACCCCAGAGCUAAGUCUGACCAGCCAAAGCUCAACGGACAUCAAGGUGAGCUGGCAACCACUGCCAGCAAAAGUAAGCCGUGGUCAGGUGUCUGCUUACAGACUCUCCUAUCGCACAGCUGCAGACAGCACUGUCUCAUCUGUGGAGCUUCUACAAAACAGUACUGAAUAUCUCCUGGAGGGCCUGCAGCCUGACACCAUUUACCUGCUCCGCAUGGCUGCAGCCACCCGUGUUGGUUGGUGUGAGCCAUCAGCUUGGACUUCACACCGGACACCUAAGACCUCCAGCAACAAAGUGCCUUUGGCCCCUGUUCUUCAACUUGAGCAACUUAACUGCACCUCCAUUGUGGCACGCUGGCAGACCUCCCCAGAAUCUGUGGCUGUUGAGGGUUACCGGCUGUGUUAUCAUGAGGAAGGCCAACCAGAGCAGCCCAUCAUCCAGCUGCAGCCUCAAACCUAUACUUACACUAUCAGUGGCCUUGAUCCGAGGAGAAAGUAUCAUGUCAAGAUUCUGGCUGUGAGUAAAGUUGGAGAUGGCUAUCAGACAGACCAAACAAUUAGUACUCCGGGAUGUGUGUCGGCGAGAGACCAACCAGCAGUAGCGCCUCCACCUCCAGAUCAAGUGACUGUCUUGGCCAGCAAUUCAUCUGCUGUGUCCCUGCGUUGGAGUCGUCCUUCUUUCUCCGCUGGAAAGACUGUUAGCUACACAGUCCGCUGUACUCCUGUGGGCACACAUAAUGCCUCUGCCAUACGCUACCUGCAAACAAUCAAGCAGAGUGUGACGGUUCAGAAUUUGAAUCCAAACACUCGCUAUGAGUUUGUGGUGCGUCUUCAUGUGGACCAGAUGUCGAGCCCCUGGAGUUCUGUAACUUACCAUCAGACCUUGCCAGCAGCACCUAGCAACCCACCUGCAGGAGUACGAGUAACUCUGAUUGAGGAUGACACCGCUCUGGUGUCCUGGAGGGAGCCCACUGAGCCCAAUGUGAUGGUUACACACUAUACCAUCCUGUACGCCUCACAGAAAGCCUGGUUGUCUGACCACUGGCAAAAAGUACAGAGAGAGGGAAGUCAUACGAUGGCUCUACUGGAGAAGCUGGAGCCAGGCAAUGUCUACCUGGUGAAGAUAGCGGCCUCCAACAGUGUAGGUGAUGGGCCUUUCUCCAGCAUUGUGGAGCUGGUACUGAGGCGUGGAAACAUGCACCGCAGCAAGAACCCCAGGCACUCUGACAACUUUCCCGAUACAACAGCGUUCUCUGAUGGUCUCUACCACAUAGACCAGAAGUCUAUGACAGGGAUCAUUGUCGGUGUGAGCAUCGCCUUGGCCUGUAUUGUCAUGUGUGCCUUGAUCCUGAUCAGUAAGGGCAGACCAAGAAAAUCCUCCAGUCCCAAAGUCAUCGCUGUGGGAGGUCCUGAAGGUCCACAUGGUGGUUUGUCCCUGCCCAGGGAACACCAUACAGAGAAUGUAGAAGCCCUCCUACCGAUGAUAAGUCAGCACUUCAUUGAUGCUAAGGGUGGAUCUAAUAUUGUUAUAAAUGGUGCCGGUCCUCUUAACAACAAGAACAGAAGCAAGAGAUGGUUGUUCUUCAAGAGCAAGAUCAGAAAUCCAACUGAAAGUGAUGUUGAGACGAGAGCCAGCUUGUACGAAGCUGGUAAAACAGUUCUGAGGUAUGAGGAGCGUCCAGGCUCAGCUCCCCUGCCACCUUCGUCCCGGGAGAUCAUCUAUGGACCACUUCACUCGGAGAGCUCUCAAACCAGUGAGGGCAGCCAAGAGACAGGAGACUCUGGACACUACUCCAAUGAAGAAAGCAAUGAAGAGAUGAGCAACCCGUCAACAAGCCAAAGCUCCAGACCGGAAUCUUUCGGGCCAGACGACGCUACCACUGUCACGAAGCUAAAGCAGUCUUUCGAAGUGGAAAAUGAGGCAAUGUUGAGCCGUCCCCUCCAUCACUCCGCCCCUGAUGCCUCCUGGCUCUGCAGCACCGCGGAGGGCUCUCAUCCUGCCCUGCACACUUCCCAAGCAGCCAGCUCCUGA
Stegastes partitus (bicolor damselfish) is the source of this 3558-nucleotide messenger RNA. RefSeq names its product protogenin homolog b (Gallus gallus) (gene prtgb). Gene Ontology annotation, molecular function: protein binding. NCBI's taxonomy places the organism in Eukaryota, Metazoa, Chordata, Actinopteri, Pomacentridae. The transcript is spliced from 19 exons. Bases 1 to 3558 code for a protein of 1185 amino acids. Gene Ontology annotation, biological process: cell-cell adhesion. The record is from RefSeq and is a predicted model, not a curated record.